[Torrubiella] hemipterigena is the source of this 1951-nucleotide messenger RNA. The record is from the annotation of a GenBank genome assembly. NCBI's taxonomy places the organism in Eukaryota, Fungi, Ascomycota, Sordariomycetes, Hypocreales, Clavicipitaceae.
CCGGUGUCUGCGAAUCUACGGAGCCGUAAUUCACAGAAAUAUAUAUAAUUCGCCGUCUCCUGCUUUUUUUCUAUUCAAAUCAUCAGCAAUUGUUUUGAAUAUAUCAGCAAUAUGACUCUCGCCCAUAGAAUUGGAACCAAUUCUCUACGCGCUCUACAAACCCACGCUACUCGCCAGAUACCCGUUCUCGCAGCCGCCUCACCGUCACUCUCCGGAACCAUGGCAUCAGCCUCAUCUCCUCCAAGAAUUGCCAUCGUCGGCGGUGGACCAGCUGGUCUGACCAUGGGCGCUCUAUUACACAAGCAGCGGAUUCCAUUUACCAUUUUCGAGUUCCGCCCCAAGCCUACAGAAGCCGACCUGGCUAUUCCUUCCGGUAUGCUGGAUCUACACGCGGGCUCGGGGCUUGAUGCCAUCCAUGAAUCUGGUGUCUAUGACGAAUUUAUUAAGAUGACAGGCGAAUGCAGCCAGGAGUACAAGGUCGCGGACAAGUCAGGAGAACCCGUCUUUGUGCACGUUGGUGAUGGCGGACGACCUGAAAUCAGCCGCAACAACCUCUACAAGCUCCUCCUCACCAAAGUCCCAGAAGAGAAUAUUCGCUGGGACCACAAGCUAGUCUCUUCGUCACAUGCAGCGCCGAAUUCCUCAGCAGCUGCGGAACUGGACUUUGGCAACGGCCGUAAACACGAAUUCGAUCUUGUCGUCGGCGCGGACGGAGCGUGGUCCCGCGUCCGCCACUUGCUCACUGAUGUCCGUCCUCACUACACGGGCACGCAAGUUGUCACCACCACAAUCCGAAACAUCACGGGAAAAUACCCACACCUAGCUGAACUCGUUGGAUCCGGAUCCUACACGGCCCUCGGUAACAGACAGGCUGUCAUCUCACAGCGCGGCCCGAUGGACUCGGCGAGACUCUAUUUGUGGCUCAAGAGCCAGGACGAGAACUACGGCGUUACAUCCGGGUUGACAUCAUCACCCGCAUCAGCAGCGAAACAAACUUUAUUGGAGAGCUCUGAAUUUCUCGGUGGCUUUGGCCCCAAAGUUAAAGAAUUGGUUGCUACAGCGUGUGAUGAGGAGGCACUGGACAAUCCUAACGCCGGACUCGACAUUCGCCCACUUUACACGCUCCCGCAUGGCAGCAGUUGGGAGCACCGAGCAGGCAUUACACUUGUUGGUGAUGCAGCGCAUCUCAUGCUUCCUAAUGGCGAGGGCGUCAAUCAGGCGAUGCUGGAUACAAUGCUACUGGCUCGCUUGAUCACGCAGGCGUACGGGGCAAGCAAGGACGCACAGGGAUUCCGCGAUCAGAUGGAAACGGGGGUCCGGGAGUUUGAAGCGGAAAUGUUUAAGCGAGCGGUUGAGACGGGAAAGGAAACAGACCAUUUGUUAGGUGUAAUGUAUGGAUCAGAUAAUGCGGCCCAAGAAAUGCUGGCAUUCUUCCAGCAGGGCGGUGCUAGGGACGGCGAGGAAAAGUAACGCAGGGAGCCAAGCACCAGGCUGACGCUUGACAUGCUGUAAAAUUAUUGUACAUUAUUGAUGUUCCGGCGAUCAAAUCUUAGCAUAGUUAGUUCCAAUCUAUUUUCGUCCUAUGUAUUUCUUUUCGUCCUUAGUACGCAUCUAGUGUCGUUCGAGUACUCGCAGGUGGCCAAGAACUAUGAUGACGAUCACCACGCUAAUAUCGCAAACCUUGGGACGCAGCCUUUUCCCACCCUCAAGGCCCCCACGGCGCUAGGAUCUUACACCAUGGCUUGGUCCAGCCUUUCAAAGGAAUCGAUUUUUGUCGGUUUGUAAUACCGCUAGUUACUCUGAAACGCGGAGUAAACCUUGUUCCCCAGCCAUACGAAAGACAAAUACGGCCGGGCUGGACCCUGUCCAGAACCGCACUUUUGUCUUUGGCCUAAUACGGUUUAGGAAGGCUAGCGAGCAGGAUACUGCUGAAUGAGCGAGUCGUUGCGGG